Molecule: messenger RNA, 1616 nt
Organism: Prosopis cineraria
Lineage: Eukaryota; Viridiplantae; Streptophyta; Magnoliopsida; Fabales; Fabaceae
Exons: 1
Coding region: 433-1329 (298 amino acids)
Source: RefSeq, a predicted model, not a curated record
UUUCCAGCGUUGCAGAUUAAGCUCCGCAGAAAGCGCUCUCCCCCCCGCUCUCUCUCACACACCCCCGCCAGCUGUAAAGCUCUCUCUUCUUCGUAUUCAAAUUUUCUAGCUUUCUCUCAAAUCCCACUUUCUUCUCUCUCACAUUUCACUAAUCAUCACUGUUUCUACAUCUGGAUUCAUCCAUUCUUCUUCUUCUUCUUCAGUUCAUUCGUUUGAUAAUCUUUCCUCUGUCGAUUUCUGGGUCUUUUCUCUUUGGUUCCAAGAAGAAUUUUGUUGUUGGUAAUGUUGGAUCUCUUUCAAACCCCUAUAGAAAACUAGUCCAGGCUUCUGAAUAGAACUUAGUUUUGAAGUAGACCCACAAGAUUCAUUCGUCCGAAUUUUCCGGGAAAACUACUGCUUUUUCUUUACCUUGUUGAAUCUUUUUCGCAAAGGAUGGAUCUUUUUGUGAACUCAUCUUGGCAGAAAUCGAACAGAUUUGAAACAGCUAUAUGGGCGUCGAAGCUUGUUCUUAUGUCCAUGGGGAUACUGUCCACUCUGUUGGUGUUGAAAGUGGCUGUAUUCCCAUUUACGUUUAACCUCGUCGUCUCCAUUUUUGCUCGUCUCUGGGUUUCUGCGAGAACCUUGCUUUCGCCGCCGUUUGUUUACGUCAUCGUCAACUUCAUCAUCAUCAUCAUUGUUGCUUCUUCCAACUUCCAACACAAAAGCUUGCCGUUAUCUGAUUCUCCACCAGAUAAUACCGAGCACACAACGCUGUCCGCCGCCAUUACAGAACACGAUGUGUCAGAUAGUACGACGCACCAACUCGUGCCAGAAAACCAGACCACUGACCCGAAUGAAGAAAAAGGAGUUGACAACGACGAAGAAGCAGAGGUUAAAGACUCUGUCUUGUCUCCGGCCAACGCGUCACCUGCGAAGAACGUAAGCAAUGAAUUCUCGCCGGAUUCUGAUGACUCACUUGAUGGAACGUGGAGGGCAAUCAUGGAGGGGAAGGGGAAGACGGUGACGCCGAUGCUAAAGAAGAGUGACACUUGGACGGCGACGAUUAGGAAAGCAGAGCCAUUGUUAAGCCAUGGAGAUGGUAAAGCAGGGGAUGGCGGCGGCGACGAAGACCACGACGACGGCGAUCCAGUGUCUUGGGCUAAGAGGGAAUUGAGAAAGUCUGAAACUUUCAAUGAUACGGCGUCGUUGAGGAGGGAGAAAUCGAUGAGCCCAGAAGAACUGUACAAGAGAGCAGAAGCUUUCAUAAAGAACUUCAAUCACCAAAUGAAAUUGCAGAGGCUGGAAUCUUACAGGCGUUUCACGGAAAUGGUGAAUGGAGUUUCUACUUAAUUAAUUAAAUAAUAAUUAAUGUGUUUAAUCACUUGAUCUUUCUUCCACCUUAAAAUUUGACCAAAUUUGAGAGUCUUUUGGAAGCUUUCCGACCUUUUGGAAGUUACAUGUUCCGAGUCUGUUUCAGUUUCAGUUCAAUUUCCUCACUGCAUUGCCAAUUCUCUGUUCUGUAGAAUCCUCGCUAUGAAUAUUAUUCUGUAAUCUCUGUACCAGACGAGACCUCUCCAAAAAUUAUAGUAUUACUCAUGUGGAAUCUAUCUAUGUAUAAAAUUCUAGAUUCUAUAUUA